Messenger RNA from Penicillium expansum, 807 nucleotides. RefSeq names its product Yae1 family protein. The transcript has a single exon. Bases 1 to 807 code for a protein of 268 amino acids. NCBI's taxonomy places the organism in Eukaryota, Fungi, Ascomycota, Eurotiomycetes, Eurotiales, Aspergillaceae. The record is from RefSeq and is a predicted model, not a curated record.
AUGACAUCAACCCACACGGACUCAUCAUCCGCUGAAUCCACCCCACCCUCCCCAGCAACAACAAUGUCCCAAGACUACCCCGCAGUCGACAACGACAACGACAAUGACAACGCCAACUCCCUCGACGACAUCUUCGGCUCCUCCCCACCACACGAAAGGACACACCACGCACCACUCCCAUCAACAGCCAACCCACUCACCCAAUCAACCGAACCCUCCGACCUCCCGAGCCUCCGCCGCCAACACGUCACCGCAGGCUACCGCGACGGCACGUCCGCCUCAAAGGGCGCGCACGUGCAAGAAGGCUUCGACGGAGGAUUCCCCGUCGGCGCGCAGCUGGGUAUGCGUGCUGGUACUGUACUAGGCAUUAUGGAGGGAUUGCUACGUGGGUUCGAGGAGCGGAGUGGACCGGGUGUUGUGAAGAAGCCGGUUGUGCGGGCGGGUCUUUCUGCUUCUGCAUCUACGGGGGCGGGUGAUAGUGGCAAUACUGAAAUUGCGGAAUUGCGUCGGCAGAAGAGGGAGCAGCUCCGGGUACUAUAUGAAGCUGCGCUUAAGGAGCUGGAUGUGCAGGCUGUUUUUGCUGGGGCUGAUGGUGGCGCGGCGGAGGUUGCGCCCAGGGCUGAGGAUGGGGAAGAGGAACGGGCGGAGAAGCAGCUUGGGCGGAAGGGGGAUGUUGUUGUUGCGAAGUGGGAGGGGAGGGUUGAUGUUCCGAAGUGGGAGGAGAAUAUGGAGGCUUUGGAGAUGAAGGAGAAGGAGGAGAGCAAGGGCGAAGCCCAGGGCCAGGGCCAGGCUGUGGAGCACAGUUGA